This is a messenger RNA of Rhipicephalus sanguineus (brown dog tick), 363 nucleotides long. RefSeq lists its product as uncharacterized. The record is from RefSeq and is a predicted model, not a curated record. Lineage: Eukaryota; Metazoa; Arthropoda; Arachnida; Ixodida; Ixodidae. The transcript has 4 exons. Bases 1 to 363 code for a protein of 120 amino acids.
AUGGUACAAAUUGAUUUUUCAGAAGCCUUUGAUAUGGUCAGAGACGGUGGGUUGGGGUUAAGUCACCUGUUCUUGAAACAGGUGGUUAGUAGAUUUUUAUUCUUAAGAGAUCAGCAAAACCCUUUCAUCCGUACAAUUAUUCAAGUCAUAACCAUUUAUGGGGAGGGAUCAGGGAGGGACGUCCUGAAACGCGUCAAAAAGAUGUUAGUUCCACCUGGGGUUAAAACGUUUUUCUUUAAACUUCACACGGGCACACUACCUGUGAAAACAUGGCUCGAACAACGAGGCAUGUUUGUGCCGUGGGGAGUGAAUUGUCUUUUGUGUAACAAACCAGAAACUGUAGAGCAUAUAAGCCUUCUUUGA